Molecule: messenger RNA, 2681 nt
Organism: Andrographis paniculata
Lineage: Eukaryota; Viridiplantae; Streptophyta; Magnoliopsida; Lamiales; Acanthaceae
Product: wall-associated receptor kinase-like 22
Exons: 3
Coding region: 328-2547 (739 amino acids)
Biological process (GO): protein phosphorylation; cell surface receptor signaling pathway
Cellular component (GO): plasma membrane
Molecular function (GO): calcium ion binding; ATP binding; polysaccharide binding
Source: RefSeq, a predicted model, not a curated record
AUUGCACUAACUCCUCUCCACUAAUUCCUCACCAGCACUAGUUCAUUAAUAAUAAUAAAAAAAUUAUAUAUAUAUAUAUCAUAUACUACCCUACAACAAAAUUAAACCCACAACUUAAGGUUCUUAUCCAACGAUGGAAGCCGGACGGAAGACAGAGGCGGAUGGCAGCGGCAACAUAAUCGGGUGGGACUAAGCUAACAGAGUUUUGGGGAUGAGACGGCCGCGCGCAAGGACCUCAAUUCUCAUUAGGAGGUCAAACCAAGGACCUAUGAAAGUCGUAGGUUGUCCACCAAGAAGUCUAAUUUUUUCGAAGAAAUUUGCCAAGAAAUGAUGGAGAUGAGGAGGCUGCCCUUCACACAUGGAGUUUUUUACAUUUUGUGUCUGUCUCCCGCCAUGACUCAAUCAAUCUCUUUGUCCAAACAUGGCUGCCAACAAAAAUGCGGGAACGUCACCAUUCCUUAUCCUUUCGGAAUUGGUUCGAGAUGCAGUGCAAAUUCAUCCUUCACAAUGGUGUGUAAUAACUCCACCCAUCCUCCAAAGCCAAUCUUGAGCAGUAUUGAUAAUCUGGAAGUGCUGCAGAUCUCCCUUAACGGCACAAUCAUUGUAAACCAACGUGUGUCGCCGCUAAAUUGUUCUUACAAAGACUCAACACAACACGCUCAAUCAAUAUCACUUUUGGGAAGUCCUUUUUACAUCUCAUCGAGGUAUAAUGCAUUGAUUAAUCUGGGCUGCAGAAAAACAGUCUGGCUACUGCUCACCAGACCCAACAAUACCAUUAGAGGAUGCAUUACCCGUUGUCGAAGAAAUUCAGCAGAUACCACUUGCAAUGGUGACAACUGCUGCGACAUACCAAUUCCUGCGCGACUCCAGGAGCUUCAGUUUGCAUACCAAAGCACUCAAACUGUCGAUGGUACUUUCUGUGGGUAUGCCUUCCCUGUACAAAAAAAGAGGUUCUUGCGUAAUGAUCCUUUAUUGAAUUUAUUCGACACUGAUAUAGGCUUUGCACCUCUAGUAAUUGAGUGGGAAUAUUAUGAUCCAGUUGGUGCAAUCUCUGGAACUAUUUGCAAUGAUUCUGUCGAUGUUGGUGAAUACCUUGUUCCUUCCUUAUCUAGAUAUUGCUACUGCAAGAAUGGGUAUGAAGGUAACCCAUAUUUACCUUGGGGAUGCACUGAUAUCGACGAAUGUAGCAAUGCAACACUAAAGGAGAGGUACUGUGGAGGGGGAACUUGUGUCAACACUAAUGGGAGUUACAAAUGCUACAGGGAGUGGGAUCAUCAUAAUCUUAGUCCAGCUAACUUCAGAAAUCGAAUCACGAUCACAUUCACUGUGAUUGGUAGCGUUUUUGGAGCACUCUGUUUGCUCUAUGGGGUGUGGAGGUGUGGCAAAUUUGUGAGUGAGGCAGUAAAAGGCAUCCGUAGAUACAUGUUCUAUAAGCGCAAUGGCGGGUUGUUAUUGGAGCAGCACUUGGCUUCGACUGAGAAUGGGCUCGAGAGAACCAAGUUGUUCACUUCAAAGGAGCUCACACGCGCCACAGAUCAUUACAGUGAAAAUCGUAUACUUGGCCGUGGUGGUCAAGGAACCGUCUACAAAGGAAUGCUGACUGACGGAAAGAUUGUGGCUGUGAAGAAGUCGAAAAAGGUAGAUGAAGGUGAUGUUGAGGUGUUCAUCAAUGAGGUUGUUAUUCUCUCCCAAAUAAACCACAGGAAUGUGGUCCGGCUGCUUGGCUGCUGUCUCGAGACAGAAGUACCUCUUCUCGUCUACGAGUUCAUCCCAAACGGCACACUCUUCCACCAUAUCCAUGAGCGGAGCGACGACCUCCCAUUGACAUGGGAAAUGCGUAUGCGAAUUGCAUCUGAAGUGGCCGGAGCACUUGCAUACUUGCACUCUGCUUCAUCUGCACCUAUCUAUCAUCGCGAUAUCAAGUCGACGAAUAUACUCCUGGAUGAAAAGUACCGAGCCAAGGUUUCAGAUUUCGGGGCAUCGAGGUCGGUCUCUAUUGAUCAAACACACGUCACUACAAGAGUGUUGGGCACAUUCGGUUAUCUCGAUCCAGAGUAUUUCCAAUCGAGCCAGUUCACAGAAAAGAGCGACGUAUACAGUUUUGGCGUGGUUGUGGUGGAGCUCUUGACUGGGGAGAAAGCAGUGACCUCAGUUAGAGCAGAAUCGGGAAAGAGUUUGGCCACACAUUUCUUGCAUACAAUGGAGGAGAAUCAAUUGUUCGACAUCCUUGAUUCAAGAGUCCUCAAAGAGGGUAAGGUACAAGACAUUGUGGCUAUUGCUGAACUUGCAAAUAAAUGUUUGCACUUGAAUGGCAAGAAAAGGCCAACUAUGAAGGAAGUUUCUGCUGAUCUCCAAGGAAUUCGAAGAGGAAUGAACGACGACACGGUUUCAGUGCAACAUCUUGAUCACAACAGCAUACUUAACCAAUCAGUUGAGGUUUCGGAUGCGUCAUCCGACUUCUCGUUGUCCAUCUACGCGAGCUCACAAGUCGAUACGAUCACCAAUUACACACAACAGGUUGAAAGUCGAGUGCCUGAUGAGCCUUGAAGAAUGAUAUAUGUUAUAUAUAUAUAUAUAUUCUAUACUAUAGCAUGUUUAAUUUCCAUUUUUAAAUUUUGUCGGAUGCUGAAUGAUUGUCUCACCUAAAAACUCAAACCGGUAGGAAAACUUACCGUUAUUCA